Molecule: messenger RNA, 529 nt
Organism: Saccostrea cuccullata (small rock oyster)
Lineage: Eukaryota; Metazoa; Mollusca; Bivalvia; Ostreida; Ostreidae
Product: MAM domain-containing glycosylphosphatidylinositol anchor protein 2-like
Exons: 5
Coding region: 26-526 (166 amino acids)
Source: RefSeq, a predicted model, not a curated record
AUCUAAGAGAUUUCUCCUAUAUACAAUGUAUUCAUGGGACUAUGUUCUGAUUAUACUGCAAGUAACACUAUCUUUUGUUGCAAGUCAACAGGAUUUAACAUAUCAAUUGAAAAUUAUUUUCACUGACCAACCAAAGUACAUCGUAAGGGGUUCAGAAGUUCAUCUGACAUGCGUAUUGACUGGUGGGAACCAACCCCAUCUCACGUGGAUAUCGCCUUUGCGAACACUUCCGGAAAAAUGUCGCACAGAAAAUGGCGGUUCCACCUUGAUAAUCCCAAAUUACGAGGAGUCGGACAAUGGCCAAUAUAUCUGUGUGGCAUCCGAUGGCCAACGGUUUGCUAACCACGUGUUCACUUUGAAUAUGAAUGAUCAUCGAACUUCAACAUCUACUGAAUUGACAACAAUGACGACGACAACCUCGACAACUAUGAAGACUACAAUACCAACAACUGCUACACGUAAGAGUUUAGAGUAUUUGGAACUUAUGCUAAUAUUCCUAAUAAUAGGGUAUUAUUGCAUAUAUUAACUA